AUGGAUAAUGAAACAAGUGAAGAUUGUGAAAAAUCCACCUCUUAUAUUAAAUUAACCUCUCAUAGCAAGGUGUGCACAUAUCCAUUCCUCAUCCCUCUUCUAAUUAUCGCUUCGUUGUGUUGUCGCUUUGCUGUUCUUGCCGCCAUUGUUGCUCUUGUCGUCCUUGCCGUCCUUGCCAUCCUUGUUGCUCUUGUCAUCCUUGUUCUUGUCGUCCUUGCCGUCUUUGUUGAUCGUCUCGUUCCACGUGCACACACAUGCUAUGACUCGUUAGAUUCUCACGUUGUAAAGUGA
Molecule: messenger RNA, 291 nt
Organism: Dentiscutata erythropus
Lineage: Eukaryota; Fungi; Glomeromycota; Glomeromycetes; Diversisporales; Gigasporaceae
Source: the annotation of a GenBank genome assembly